AUGAACAAUGAUAAUGAUGCCGAAGACGCAGGAUCUACUGUACAAACGGUACAGCAAAGGCCGAAUGAUGAACUCUCACUUGAAGCGCCUUCUCAGCUAACUCAUAUCGGGAAAGCGGAAAUUGAAAAAGGGAGUUAUGAAAAAGACCAAAGCAACAACGGGAGUGAGAUUUUGAUGGGCGAAGCGGCGGACCAGAAAGAUGAGGAAGAUCUUUUGGCAUAUGAUAGUGAUGCUGAUGUGGUUGUUGAGAAUUAUGAUAAGAACGAUGAUGUACACAGCGAUGAUUCUGCAAAUGGAGGAGAUUCCAUUAUCGAUAUAGUUUCAGAUAGCGAGAUACAAGAAGCCGCUCGUCAAUUACUGAGAACAAAAGCUCCAAAAAUUAUGGUUAACUACAAGGGGAUUUGCUAUUUGCUUUUCAGUGAAUACGAUGGUGAUAAUGCUAAGGAAGAGAAGCGAGACCAAGUUAUUUGUGCUGAUUCUACGGACCUUCAUCGCGGGUGCAAUAUUGUAUUUGGGAGGAUAAGGCUUUUUUUGCAGAAGAAUUAUGGUGCGUUGGAACUUUUUUCUAGAGAACUGACAUUCUCCAUUCCAGAGCUAGACCUCAAUAUGGAAGAGGACAAUUUGUACAAUAAGGAGGUGAACAUGAACGAUAUAGUUUCGAUUUUCAAGCUCCUCAAAGAUAACUCCGUUAAGAACUGUGAGGAAAACGUUCCAUCUCACAUAACCAUGUAUGUGGGAACAAAGCCAAGAUUUGUCGCUCGCUACAAUGAAUUGGUUGAAAUGCUUAGUAGUGAUGCCACUUUUUCGAAUAUAAAGGUUUUUUCCAACGAUAGGAGUCAUCCUGUAAUACUUGAUGACGGCGAGGCGGGUAGCGGUUUUGGCGGAAAUCCUGCUGAAGUUAUUGUAAUGACAUCAGAUGAAGAAUUGGAGGAAACGGAAAAUUCACAUGCUGCAACAUAUGAAAUGAAAAGUAAUUCACUUGAAACGGAGGUAAGUGAUAUGGGAGAAACAGCACGCCCACCUUUUGUAACUUGCAAUGUUGACGAUAAAUCAGGACCUUCAAACUCGGAUCAAGAUGUACAAGAACCACAAGGUUACAACGUUAAUGAUGAAGAGAAAUCAACAGAUGACAUUGAGGACUCAUUAAAAAGGAGAAGGGACUCGGCGUCAGAGAAUGAUAGUAUGUAA
This is a messenger RNA of Lachancea fermentati, 1188 nucleotides long. The record is from the annotation of a GenBank genome assembly. Lineage: Eukaryota; Fungi; Ascomycota; Saccharomycetes; Saccharomycetales; Saccharomycetaceae.